AUUACUUUAAUAGACCACAAGCUCUAGAAUUACUAAUGAAACUCUUAAGAAGGAAAAGCUGGUCUUGGUCUUCUAAAUCCAAUAUUUCCAAGAAGGGGGAAGAAGAAAGAGAUAACAAGGAUAUUCAAAUCUUAUCAUCCACUAUAACAUCAACAUUGAAUCUCCAUGCUCAAGAGGAAACAGAUUCUUUGGAAAGUAUAGAGUCAUCUGGUGUUGUUUCUCUACCUAAAGUAGGGAAAAGUGUUUCCCUUAUUCUACCACCUCCUUUACCAGAGGCCAUUCACUCAAAACAAGGAUUGAACAGAUCCAGUUCCAUCUACCAAGUUGAUCCCCCAUUAAAUCCAAUAUACACAGGGAUUCCGGUGAAUAGACUUGCUUUAAUUGAUAAGAGUGAUAUUCUUGCUUUUAACCACCAACUACUGUGUGAAUAUCUCCAUAUUGAACAGAAUUAUUAUUUCCGUUGGUUGGUGUGGUACUAUAAAGAAAAUAAAAUUAAAACUAUUGUAAAAUGCAUCGAAACUAGUCGUGAUUUAAUUGAUUUUAUGAAUCAUGAAUACAAUGACUUAGUUCAUAAAAAUAUUUAUCGUCAAUUUUUUAUUGCAAGAUAUGGGAUUAUUCCUAAUAGAAAAUGUAUCAAAGAUGGAUAUACUAUUGAAAUUAAAAUUCCUAUUGAUGACGAUUCAAAAGAUUAUGAAGAAAAUACUAGUGUUGAUGAUCAUGAUGAACAGCUUAUGGAAGAGCAGUCGAUUAAGAAAUUCUUUACUUUACUUUUAGAGAGUACUUGCUCAAAUAGGAUUUACAAUACUAUAGAUCAUUUAAAAAUAUCUAUUUGCGGAAUAAAUUUAAAAUAUAUUUCAAAUCAUAUAAGAAUUUCCAUUUGGAUAUAUCCAAUUCCAAAUCAAACUUAUAAUAAAGAAUUUAUAAUUGAACAAACUGAAAUGCUAAUUAAUGUUUUGAGAAGUUGUAUAACAAAUGAAUUUAAACAUUUAUUUAAUAAAGUUUUAUUUAUGAAUAACAACGAUGAUUCCACAAUCAUACUAGAAUUUAUAUAA
This is a messenger RNA of Scheffersomyces amazonensis, 1052 nucleotides long. RefSeq lists its product as uncharacterized. Lineage: Eukaryota; Fungi; Ascomycota; Pichiomycetes; Serinales; Debaryomycetaceae. The coding region runs from base 36 to 1052 and encodes 338 amino acids. The transcript has a single exon. The record is from RefSeq and is a predicted model, not a curated record.